AUGGUAAAGAUACAUCAUUCUAACAUAUUAGAGCAUAAUAAUAGACUUGACACGAUCACAGAUACCGACGGGACGACCAAAAAAUGCGGUCGUGAGGGCACAAAUUGCGAGGCUAAACCCGACGAAUUGCCCAUCACUAGUCCCAAAGUGAGUGCAACGCAAACACCGAAACCCAGACCGAUAGCAGAGGUGCCGACACUACGGACUCGCAAACACUGCGAGAGCAUUGCUGUCCCGAUUGUGACCGCAUUUGUGACAUAUAUGCAAACGUUUGCCCCAAACUACCCAAACAGGCCUCUACUGACAGCCCAUCAGUCGAGUCAACGCCACCGCCGCUCAGCUCAACACCCAUUACUCUUUAAACGCACUGGUUCUCUGCUUGACGAUAAGCAGCAUUAUAGUGAACGGACGCCUAAAGUGGUCACACCCGAAAACACCGAUCGGGUUCGGGAACUACUGGUUAUGGGGUUAUUUGAAGUCUCUAGCGACGUGUGCGUCUCGUGUUAUCACUUCCAUCAUAUGAUUAAGAAAACUAUAGAUUGGGUUGACUUCAGCCAACUCUUCAUUGACGGACACCUAUCCACAGGCGAUUGGUUGUCACACGUGACCGACUUCUGGCUCACGUACGGCACUGUGAAUCACCCGAACGUACUGUUCAUAGCCUACGAGGAGUUGAUCGCAGACUCGGCGGCAAUGAUCGCCACAAUCGCCCGCUUUCUCGGCAAACAGUUUACGGCCGAAACGGUGGCAAACAUUACGACCCACUGUUCGCUGCAGACUAUGCGCGACAUUACGAGGAACUCGGCGGCAAUGAUCGCCACAAUCGCCCGCUUUAUCGGCAAACAGUUUACGGCCGAAACGGUGGCCAACAUUACGACCCACUGUUCGCUGCAGACUAUGCGCGACAAUCCGAUGGCCAAUCACUCAGAUAUUAUGACCGCUUCGGCCAAACCCGGCGCACAGUUUGUACGGAAGGGCAUAAUUGGCGACUGGAGGGCACACAUGACUGACACACAGUCGGCACUGUUUGACGAGCGCUUUGGGCAACCGUUGCGGGCGAUUGGCCUCCGGGUGUUCGACAACUUGGCGUCAGCCGAGACCUGUAUCCGCACCACCGGACGUAUCAUUAAUAAUUGGAGGGGGAGGGGUGAGCAACAAUUUUGUCUAGGGUGUCAAAAAGGGUCUAGAAUUCUUAACAAGUGCAAAAGUAAUAUGAGAAUCACCCAUAAGGGUACGGCCGGUGCCCUUCCAAUAGUAGCCAUUGUUUUGAAAACAGCCAAACCUUCGGUCUAUAAUAUAGAGUCUAUACUAACGAAGGGAAAUAGUUGUGCGCCAACUGUCAGUCGUGUCGGGCAUUUGUAUAGAGCACUAAGACAUCCGAAGCUGUCAAUUAAUGCGUUCAGUCUAAUAAUGUCUUCAAAGCAAACAUUUGUCAACACAUCUAAUGAGGGAAUUUGCGACCAAUAUAUGAAUCACAACUCACAACACAAUAGCGUUAACAUUGAUUACACGGAAUCGAUGGACAAAAUGUUAAAUAACGUUUUAUACGCGGCAAUAAUUGACACAGAACCGGAGGCACAGGAAAGCGGUGUCCAAAACGGACGACAACCGCAACAACAGUCACGACUGGUUGUAGUCUCCGGUCGUUCGCAACGUAUUGUCCAAAAUAUAUUGGACUUCGGGUUCGGCGGCGACCGGAAAGCCGACGACGAGUUUCGGACACUUCUGGACAAUGCCUUCAAAGGUAAGAGUCGUACGAAUGGAGUGACGGAUAGAGUGGACGACGAGUUGUGGCGCGGAUUCGCUGUAUUCACGAGAACUACAGAUCGCAACCGAUUUCAACAGAUCUCGAGACACAUUGCGAGACAAUCGGCACAAAACAAACCCAGCAUUUGGUUUAUGUUUACCGGUAUACGUCCAGGAAUUGCACGUUCAGUGCCGGCAUUGAUGACAAUCCCGGCAUUUAAGGCAUCGGUGGAGAUGUCGGCCCAACUCCUGUCCCCCCUGGGCGUCGACGCCAUCGAGUGUUUGACCGAAACAAAGGAUAAGAUGACAGCAUUGGAUAACCAGAACAUUCAUCGCGUGUUUAUCGCAAUAAUUAUCUAUCACUUGGCAUUUGAUGACACAUUGAACGCCGUAGGGAUCACUCCCGACGGCUAUUUAGGCGGCUCUCUGGGCGAACUCAUGUGCCUAUAUAUGGAUGGUCUGUGCGAUCGACGCCAGUGUCUGGCCAUUUGUCACGCAAUUUGUCCGUCGGUCGGUCCGCACCCGUUGUGGGCGUUAUGCGCAACAAACGCUUGGCACGAGAUUCGGCGCCAUUGCAUGGAUAGGACCGACAUAUGCCCGUCCGGACACUUCUCGGAUAGCUGUGUGACCGCAUACGGCACCGAAGUGGCCGUUCGUGAACUGCGCGAUGUGUUGGGCAACAACAAUGUGCUGGAC
Molecule: messenger RNA, 2442 nt
Organism: Medioppia subpectinata
Lineage: Eukaryota; Metazoa; Arthropoda; Arachnida; Sarcoptiformes; Oppiidae
Source: the annotation of a GenBank genome assembly